This is a messenger RNA of Ricinus communis (castor bean), 1705 nucleotides long. Its product is annotated as probable purple acid phosphatase 20. The coding region runs from base 167 to 1462 and encodes 431 amino acids. The record is from RefSeq and is a predicted model, not a curated record. NCBI's taxonomy places the organism in Eukaryota, Viridiplantae, Streptophyta, Magnoliopsida, Malpighiales, Euphorbiaceae. Gene Ontology annotation, molecular function: acid phosphatase activity; metal ion binding. The transcript has 5 exons.
CAAAUUCAUGUCCAAAAUCAGGUCUAUACUAUGUUGGCAAAUUUUAUUUAAAUCACAACUCAUUUCCUUUGCUUCACACGUGUUAGACAGAGUGCUCUCCUCCUCCUCUUCUUCUUCUUCUUCUUCUUCUUAUCGUUAACAUUGAUCGACAAUUUCAUUAGAAACAAUGGCUAGGCAAAGGCAGCUCCUUGUCGUCGUAUCCACGUUUGCUCUUAUCGUCGGAGGAUUAUUUAGCUGCGGUGUUUGUUACACACGACCACCGCCGCGAGAAAACAUAUAUGUACAACAAAUAGAAAAAGACGAUGAUUCUACUCCACAACAGGUCCAUACAUCAGUGGUUGGUGAAAAUAAAAUGAGAAUAACAUGGAUAACAAAGAAUCUAGCUCCAGCAAUAGUAAGUUAUGGUACAUCUUCAGGACAGUACACAACUUCUGUAAACGGGGUUACAUCUACCUAUCGUUACCUCACCUAUAAAUCAGGCCACAUUCAUGAUGUAGUCAUUGGCCCACUCACCCCAAACACAGUUUACUACUAUCGUUGCAGCUCCAAUUCAGCUCGGGAAUACAGUUUCAAAACACCACCUGCCCAAUUCCCUAUCAAAUUCGUUGUUACGGGUGAUCUAGGACAAACAGGUUGGACCAAGACAACCCUCGAACACAUAUCGAAGUCUGAAUAUGAUAUGUUACUUCUACCAGGAGAUUUGUCAUAUGCUGAUCUAAUUCAACCUUUGUGGGAUUCAUUUGGGCGAUUGGUGGAGCCAGUGGCGAGCCAGCGUCCGUGGAUGGUCACACAAGGCAAUCACGAGGUCGAAAAAUUCCCAGUUCUACACACCACCCCCUUUACAGCCUACAAUGCUAGAUGGCAUAUGCCAUUUGAAGAAAGUGGGUCAUAUUCCAAUCUAUACUAUUCCUUCAAUGUUGCUGGUGUACAUGUGAUUAUGUUGGGGUCAUACACUGAUUUUGAUUCAAAUUCACCUCAGUAUAAGUGGUUACAGGCAGAUUUAGGCAAGAUUGAUAGGUCAAAAACUCCAUGGGUUGUGGUACUAAUUCAUGCACCAUGGUAUAAUUCUAAUACUGCUCAUCAGGGUGAGUCUGAGUCAGUAGAUAUGAAGAAAUCCAUGGAAGGCCUGCUUUAUCAAGCUCGUGUGGAUGUUGUUUUUGCCGGACAUGUGCAUGCGUACGAGCGAUUUACUCGUGUUUACCAAGAUAAAGCAGACAAUUGCGGUCCUGUUUAUAUAACAAUUGGGGAUGGUGGCAAUCGUGAAGGCCUUGCCAGAGAGUACAUAGACCCAAAGCCAGAAAUUUCAAUAUUCAGAGAGCCAAGUUUUGGGCAUGGACAACUUGAAGUAGUCAAUGCAACUCAUGCACAAUGGACAUGGCAUAGAAAUGACAAUGAUGAACAAGUUCCAAGUGACUCAAUCUGGCUUACAAGUCUCUCUUCUAGUCCUGCCUGUAAAAUCUGAAAAUGCAUCUGCCUAGUAGCUAGAUAAGGCUAGAAAAUCUCUCACAGAAAAAGAUUGAUUUUUUUUUUUUUUUUUUUGAAAAAAAAAGGUCCUCAUUGCUAGGAAAGUAGAAUAAAAGAUGUAGGAAUUAAGUAAACAGGUAAACAGGGCUUUUAAUUUAUGAACAUUUUAUCUAUUGAAAUUCUUUAAAUUAUUUUAUUAAAGUUGUUCUCAGGCGAAUGUGGUCCUGAUGCUGAUUGUCCA